This is a messenger RNA of Solea senegalensis (Senegalese sole), 2420 nucleotides long. RefSeq names its product dystrobrevin binding protein 1b (gene dtnbp1b). Gene Ontology annotation, cellular component: BLOC-1 complex; cytoplasm; synaptic vesicle membrane. Bases 528 to 1256 code for a protein of 242 amino acids. Gene Ontology annotation, biological process: platelet dense granule organization; neuron projection development; anterograde synaptic vesicle transport. NCBI's taxonomy places the organism in Eukaryota, Metazoa, Chordata, Actinopteri, Pleuronectiformes, Soleidae. The record is from RefSeq and is a predicted model, not a curated record. The transcript is spliced from 3 exons.
GUCUUCCUCCUGUGCAACCCACAAGAGACAGUCGUGAGUUACUCAGGGACGAGUGAAUCAAGGAAUAUGUGCCUACAGUGCAUGAGCAUUAAGAUCAACACUGUUGUGCAUUUGGAUUAAUGAGUACAUUAGAUUCAUUCAACUGGAGCUUCCAUUUAUCUCAGUAGAGACUGGAACACUUUUGUCAAAGUUAAACCAUGUAUUGCAACGCAACUGAAAGAGAGUGUCAUAUGACUACCAUGUCCUGCAUGAACUAUAAAGCGUGUUAUUCUUUCCUUUCUUAUUUUCCUGUUGCUUACAGAAAGAAAAAAAACAGUUGUCAAGUCUAAACUUGAGGGUUCUCAUUUUAUUGUUGAAAUAACUGUGGGUUUAUCGGAAAUUCAAGUUGAUUUGAUCCUUUUACUUUUUGAUAGGUACUUUUAAGACAGAAAAAUGGGGAUUGUGUAGCAAAAAAACACUUAAUAAAUAAGUUAAUCAUACUUGAGAUUCUCACCCCAGCUUUCUGUCCUCCGUCUUUACCUUUUAGCAUGAAUAUCACUUUUAUCACCGUUUAUCACACUGCUUUACACAAAAGAAAGAAACAAACCCAUGUGUUGUGUGUUGUAGUGGAGCUGGAUGCAGAGCACCCACAGAGAGUCCCUGGGGCAGAGCAGGGAGUGGUCCCACCUCCACAGGUCAAGCUGAAAGAGAGGCAGAAGUUCUUCGAGGAGGCUUUUCAGCAAGACAUGGAACAGUACUUGUCCACCGGCUACCUGCAGAUUGCUGAGAGGAGAGAGCCGUUAGGAAGCAUGUCGUCCAUGGAGGUGAACGUGGACAUGCUGGAGCAGAUGGACUUAAUGGACAUGUCUGACCACGAGGCCCUGGAUGUGUUUCUUCACUCGGGGGGAGAGGACAACAGCGCCGCUUCACCGGUCACAGGGCCAGAUGUGGAGUCUUUCACCACAGAGAUCACUCUCCAGGUUCCCACGCAGGCCGAGCUUCGCCACAAGCUUUCUUCCCUUUCGUCCACCUGCACCGACUCGGCCAGCCAGGACACGGAGGCCGGGGAGGAAGAGGAGGAGGAGGAUGAGGAGGAGCAGUCUGAACAGGGAGGUGAUGGCGUUGGAGGACCAAGGCGAGGAGGACGAAGGAGAGGGCCACCGGUGGUCGUGACCCUGGAUGAGGAGGAGGUGCACGCAGACACGGCGUUGGUGGACAGGGUGGACCAUGAGGACCAGGCGAGCACAGACUGUGAGGAGAGCAGGUUGAAGGUUUGAGAAGAGAACUGCGCUGGAUUUUUAACACAAACACAAUCAAAGCUGCCAAAUCAGAUAGAUAUAUAACAACACUGGCUUUACUUUCUCUCCAAUCGACGCAUCCCUUUUAUAUAAAUCAUAUGAAAGAAAUACGAGGAGGCUGCACUAACUGCCACAUGACGUUGACUUGUAAGACUCCAGAGUUUUUCAAAUUCUAAUUGAAUCUUGGGUAAGACUUUACAGUACAGUCACAAUAAGGUAUUGCUGUGGUGAUCAUUUUGUAAUAAGGAAGUUAUAUUAUGGUAAAACAGUCGUCUAUAGUAAGUAAUAAAAAUGCAAAAUGUGUGCGGGACAUAAAGGAGGAUGGAUUUCAACUUUGAUUCACAAACAUUUCCAUGUGUCCUGCAGAAGUCGUCAUACAUGCUACUAUCGAAACAUUUCUUUGGUUAAUGUUCUCUGCUUAUUCCCACACUUUAAAAAUGCAUCAGAAUAAAGUGGUGUGAUCAUAAUGUCACCUCCUGAUUACAAAAUGAUCGCUAUGCUGUUACUGAACAGUCGUUUUAAAAUGGUUUGGGUUUUAAGCGUCAGACGACUGAGCGGCUUCACGUGCACAUGGGUAGUUUGGCAUUAGAGAAUCAGAGAACGGUCCGAUUAUACUAAAGAAUAAAUAUAGGUGAUUGGGAUCAUCCACACGUCCUCGCUCUGUGCCAAUACGUCAGCAGAGUUCUUUUUGUUUGGGAUUAUUUACAUUAUUGCCACCUCAGUGGCACCAGGUUUUGACGCAUCCAUCACGUGUCAUUUUCUUCCCAAAAAACAACGCUCUGUUUAUGCCAAAUAAGGCACAGUUGUGAUAUUUAAAAGCUGGGUUUUAUAACUGUAACUGCUGAACAGCUGGCACCAAACACAUGGGUAUUUGUACUUUCUAUGACCUUACGGACAAACUGAAUCCCCAAAGCUCGUUUCAUUGACCCUCAUAAGUGGUUCAUGAGCAAGAUUCAACAUUUUAAAUGUGCACAACCAAUUCGAUCAUAUAUUUGUGCCACUGGUGUUGAUAAAUACGGCACGCAGUCACCUGACAGUGGCUUGCGUGCCACGCAGUGAAACUCUAUCCCGAUCUAUUGUGCAGCAUCACUCAUUCCCUGCCCAUAAUUUCUGACCUAUUGGUAAUAAAUGUGUCUCAUGUGG